Messenger RNA from Saccostrea cuccullata (small rock oyster), 1515 nucleotides. RefSeq lists its product as uncharacterized. The transcript has a single exon. Gene Ontology annotation, molecular function: protein binding. NCBI's taxonomy places the organism in Eukaryota, Metazoa, Mollusca, Bivalvia, Ostreida, Ostreidae. The record is from RefSeq and is a predicted model, not a curated record. Bases 1 to 1515 code for a protein of 504 amino acids.
AUGUCAGAGAAAAUCCUCGAAGAAGCAGAAACGACAGUGAUUACAAAAAACUUCAUUGAAAUCAAACGUCAUGUUCUUCGCAAAUGUAAAGUCAACAGCUAUACUAAUAAUUUUGAAUUUGUCGAUGCAUUGUCAGAAAUGGAGGGAACAUACACAACACGCAAUGGUACUGAAUAUACAUUAAUUCAUGAUUCAAUGCUUGAAAUUAUUGCAUAUCACUUCGGUUGCCAGUUUCCAGAUCUUAUUUUGCAAUUUAUGAGCAGUAGUUAUAUUGCUAACAACGUAAAGGUACAGGAAAAUAAACCAAUCAAUGGAAAUAAUGAAUUGAGUGGAGAAGGACAUAAUAGAUUAUAUAGUGAAAGUAAAAGUGAGCCAUAUGAUCUCUGUAUAAAGUUAAGAGAGGAAAUGUAUCUGAUGUUAGCAGAGCGGUUGUACAGGGAUAUAGAAAAUAUGGAACUGUAUGAUGUGUUUAUGAACAAUGUUUUAAAGGAACCUAGGGUGUAUCAGGCUUUUGAGGAAGUAUUGGAGACAAAGUCUGAUACAGAGUUGGAGUCGUUAUUUCUCUCAGAGCGGACAGACAUAUCGAAGGUAAUGAAUAAAUGUGAGAGGGAUUCAAAGGAAUUGAAUUCGGAUCGGGGAAGACAGAAUGCGCUCUUGAAUAAGGAAAGCGAAUCUAAAACUAAGCACCUUAUUAGAGUUAUCAGUUGGGUAAUUUAUUAUGGACAUAAUCGAAUCCUACAAUAUAUUUUAAAACGAAUGGAAGACGAAAGAAGAGCACCUGUAUUAUUUAAGAACAUAACAAUGAAUGAAAUAAAUGAAAAAUACCGGUUACUUUUAUUGAGUUGUUACAGUGGUGAUUUAAAAAUUGUUAAAAUAUGCAUGAAAUAUUUAGAUAAUGAUACACUUAACACGGUUCUACGACGUACAUUAAGCUGGUAUAAAUGUCCACUUACAGCAGCAUGUGAGGGUGGAAAUAUAAGUAUAGUGAAAGAAUUGUUAGUGGCUGGGGCUAGUGCAAACCUUCCUAGUGAAUCAACUACGCCGCUUAUAGCAGCAUGUAGGUAUGGCCAUAUGGAUGUAGCUAAAGAGUUGAUAAAGGCUGGGGCUGAAGUUAAUUUUAAAGUUCAUAAUGAAACACCACUGAUGGCAGCUCUUAUAAAAGGACAUGCAAGUGUUGUGCAGGAGCUGAUAAAGUUAAAAGCAGAUAUUAAUCUACCAGGUGGAUAUGAUUUCAAAGGCUCAUCUGAUACACCGCUUUCUUUGGCAUGUAGGACAGGGAAUGAAAGUAUAGUAAAGGAUCUGUUAAAAGCAGGUGCUGAUGUCAAUGUAAAAGGCUCAUCUGAUACACCGCUUUCUUUGGCAUGUAGGACAGGGAAUGAGAGUAUAGUAAAGGAUCUGUUAAAAGCAGGUGCUGAUGUCAAUAUAAAAGGCUCAUCUGAUACACCGCUUUCUUUGGCAUGUAGUAAUGGGAAUAUUUGUAUAGUAAAGGAUUUAAUAAAGGCGGGGCCAAUGUAA